CAAAAUACGGACGGUACUGUAUAUCACCUACCACUUUAUCUAUCUAACAGAACUGAGAACCCCAACAAAAUGCACAUCAAACAGAUUCAGGCAAAUAACUUGGAGGAGGAGGAAGAAGGGCAAAGAUCGACAGUUGUUCGUUGGAAAGUGGUGGUGGGUGAGACAGUUAUGACCCAUGACGCGAAGAGGGACGCCCAUUCGGGCAGGACUCGGGCCAGCAGCCGAAUGAGUGGGGCGAGCAGUCGCGCCAGUGGCAUGGGGGCAGGGGCAGGGAGUGGAAAGGAUUCCGGCGGUGGUGGGAUAGACCAGGACACUGGACAGGAGGACUUGGUGAGGAUGCAGGAGAUAUUCGAGGAGGCGGACGAGGAUGGGGGAGGGGGACUUGACAUAGACGAGUUUAAAGUGGCGAUGAAGAAGGUGUUGGGUGGUCGGGUGGAUGAGAGGGAGCUGGAGAAGUUGUUCAUGAAGGUGGACACCAACUGUGAUGGCACGGUGGACUGGGACGAGUUCCUCUCCUACAUGCUACUGGAGUACCUCGAGAAAGACCUCAUCAAGGCGAUGAUGAUGGAGCAGCCGUUUGUGCGUGAUGAAGUGGAACUGCCUCGGAAGCACAGCCACUUGAUAGUGAGAGUGAGACACACUCCCCUCACCCGAAGUGUCUCCUUCACCCACUCUGUCCCCAUUCCCCACAGGGGAAGAUACUACACUCUAGAUGAGUCUGGCGUGAUCAACGUGUGGAACCAUGCCUUCCACCACACCCGCAAGCUGCGAUGUCCCCCCAGGGGCCACACUCCCCUCUGCUGUCGGGACAUGGCUGUCAUGGCUAAUUUAAGAAUGUGUACUUUUAGUUUGAUCGCAGUGGCGUCUACUCUGAAUGAGUUGUGGCUGUUCGAUGUGAGUAAGUUCGAGAAGCAGUGCAGUGUGACUAGACUGCCCUACAGCAUAGAGUGCAUGCACUACCACUACGACUACACAAACUCCAACAGAAGCUGUCUCCUCUGGGGCGACACAGGCGGCAAUGUGUUCAUCAUAGCCCUAACUGAGACUCUGCUGACCAGUUUCUUCUCGGACACUUUGCUCAACUCCAAGAGGGAGAUGCCCCUGGAUGUGUUCUCCUCUGGCAAAUUCCCCCACUGCAAGUUCUACCAGCACAAGAACAUCCACUCCAGCUGGACCAGGCAAAUCAAGUUCCUACCAGGUUCAUCUCAGUUCAUUUCAUGUUCCUGGGCAUCCCAGAACUCGAUGGUGGUAUCCCUGCUUCGAGAGAACGGGCGACCUCCAUAUGUGUUCCACGUCACGAAAGGUGUGACGUGUUUCGACUACUCGGAGGAGUUGAAUGUGAUUGUGACCGCUGGAGUGGACCACAGAGUGAAGAUAUGGGACCCCUACAUGCCCAGUCAGCCACUCAACAUACUAGUCGGACACAAUGCCAGAGUGGAGUUCGUGUGUAUAGACACUGUGACCAACAGUAUCUUGAGUCUAUCUGCGGACAACUAUGUGAAAGUGUGGGACAUAGCGGACACUAAGGUCACUCAGUCAUUCAAUGCCAACUAUGUCCACUUGCAGCCCCAUGACGUCACUGCAGUCGCAUUCAACCCCAUCGACGGCAAAUUGAUUCUGGCCACUAAAGAGAUAGUGUUCCGGGAGCGAACAGGCAACUUGAAUUCCAGGAAGACAGGUGCUAAAGUGGAGGAUCCCAAGUCACAUGGCAAAGGAGUCACGUGUGUUCUAUACAACCCAGUCUUCGAAGUGGUAGUGUCUGCAGACCAGCAUUCUACAGUUUGUGUUUGGGACUACAAGAAUGGGAAGAAAUUGAUGCAGUUCAGUGGUUGUCACUUGUGGAACAUCAAUGGCAGAAUCAUCAACCUCGAGAUCACCGCCAUGGCAUUUGAUCCCACUUACAGACGUCUAUUCACAGGAUCCAAAGACGGUUUCGUGAAGGUGUGGAACUUCAACAAUGGCAGUUGUCUGGACCAAUAUGAGACAUGUGACGAGAACGAGAUAGGUGGCAUGGUAUACAUGCGCAACAGAAUUUUCACAGGUGGUUGGAGCAAAAAUGUGUACUGUAUCUUCGAUGCCAAAGAAGACGACGACAGAGACAUCAAAUGCUGGGAGCAGAAACACGUCGACGACAUCCAGUGCAUCACUCGCGUUGGCACGUUCGUCGUCUCGGCUGAUUACGACGGUGACAUCAUCUUCUGGUAUUCGGACACGGGUCGUUUCGCCUUCCGUUACAAUGUCAACGAAUGUGCCUCCAGCAUUCAAACACCUCAAGAGCUUGAGUUCAACGAAGUGGCUUCGGACGUUAUCGGGUCUAAAAGCAGAGCCGAAUCGCGACGUUCGAUGUACACCGGACGACGAAGCAAGACCUCUUCAUCUCGUGAAAACAUUUACAACCGUAAUCGCAGCUCAGGAUUUUCGCAACACAGCUCGGGUAGGAAGUUUCACAGUGCUUCGAAACGUGUUGUGGAACCAUUGGAGGAAAAGUACUGCAGUGUCGUUACUAUGACGUCAUUAAAUUCGAGGGUUCUGGAACCUACGACUGCAACGCUGCUAACUGCUACUAGUUUUGGCUGGGUGUAUGCCUGGGCAGCUUCAGUGGGUACUAAGAUGUUGGGUCAAUUUUUCGCGGCCAAGAGUGACAAAGUGGCGAUCAAUGCUACUGCAACAGACCCUUCGAAUCUGAUUUUUGUGACCGGCGAUUGCAAAGGUUACAUUAGAGUUUGGAGCGUGAAGAGAGUUGCGAUUGGGCGCAAAGAGCGAGAGAGACUACUAGAAGUGGCCGACUACAACUUCGCCUUCCCCUUUGCCCCCUAUUUGAAGAAAGUGAGUCGCCAGUUAGCUGCCACAGAGCCACUGGAGGUAUUUGCAGAUAUUCCCAAACUGUCUGUGCCGUUACUCGCGUCUUUCAAGGGGCACUUGGGAGCCGUGACUGCGCUAGACAUCAUUCCGGAGAGCCACCUGAUUGUGAGUGGAUCUAGUGACGGAUCUGUCAAACUAUUCACAGUAGCUGGAAAGAGCAUCGGAACAUUCGGACAGCCUAGAGCAUGGCGCAGUAUCAACUACUACCUUUCUGAUAGCUCCAGGGGAACUAUUCCCUACAAUCUGAAAAGGGCUUCUUCUCCUAGUAGUAAUAUGAUCAUGAGGGGAAAGAAGAUAGACCAUUGGGCCUCACUCAAGACCAUCUUCAAAACAUCCCAAAUCAGUUCAGUUAUUGGAGAAGAAAAUUCGAUGCUCAAAUCGAGAGGAGUGAAUGCACGUCGUGAAACAGAGCGGAGCAGCGACUCCGAUUCGGACGAUGGCAAGAUCCCGACACUGGACGAGGAAGAACGAGAGGAGUUGUUCAAAGAUGAUUUCUCUUUCGACAUAAGGAGCGAUCUGCUAGGUGCAGCGUAUAAGGGAAAAGAGCCGAGCAACAAGCACAAAUACAUGAGUGGCUUCAAAACGAGAGAGUGUAUGGUGGACAGUAGUGAUGUGUACCAUAAUCUACACGUGGACCAUGAACUGGAGAAGUUGCCAGAUCUGCCCAAACCCCCACUGCUCAAGGAAGUAUUGGCCAAACAAAAUGCUAUUCAGAAUGACAUCCAGAAAAUGAGACAGCGACAAGGGAUGCUCAAAGUGGUGAAAAUGACAGUGAGCAACGCCAGAAUAGGAAAAACAACCAAGGGUCUGCCGUUGAAUCCAAAGCCAGCUAAACAGCUGCUGGCGAAAUCUUUGGAUGCUACCACACUUGAUCGCUGCAUUCAAUCUAACGCCCGGAAAUUUGGCAAAAGGGCCUCUAUCGAAUGAAAACAUAUCACAAAUGCAAAAAAAAAACAGCAAAUCUUUUUUUUUCGUCAAAUUAUUAAAUAAAUUCAAAGCUCAGAUUAAAUAAUAUAAAUAUUA
Symsagittifera roscoffensis is the source of this 3885-nucleotide messenger RNA. Its product is annotated as WD repeat-containing protein on Y chromosome-like. Lineage: Eukaryota; Metazoa; Xenacoelomorpha; Acoela; Convolutidae. The record is from RefSeq and is a predicted model, not a curated record. Gene Ontology annotation, molecular function: calcium ion binding; protein binding. The coding region runs from base 70 to 3789 and encodes 1239 amino acids. The transcript is spliced from 21 exons.